GUGUGAUUCCUGGUUUCCGGCUUCACUUCCACAGCGCGUCUCGACAGGUUUUUUAAAAGCUCCCUUUCUCACAUUGUCAACACACCGGGUCACCUGAAAGUCAUUUACCUAUCUUUACGCAAGGUUUUAUUUCAUUGAAAAAUAAAAUAAAAUAAGCGCAGAUAAAGACUGAGCAUGGCCUCGGAUUGUCACUUCACCGACUCCAUAACCAAGGAGGACGAGGAGCGAGAGGAAUUUGAUCGGAUGUUGAAGCGAAUCGGUGGAAAGGGGAAUAUUUAUUUGGUAGGAGACGUGGAUGGAGAAAACAACUGCAGUCUUUUCCAGGAGUUUAUCAUGGACAUGUUUCACACUGAGGUGCACAUCAAGAGGGACAAAAACGCAAACCUCGGGAACGGGAACAUCAAAUCUGCCGCUGCGAGAAACUGUCCUGUUUCUCAUGGGGCUCAAGGAAUAGACGGUAAUAACGCCGACGUGGACGAGAAAUGCGCGCGACCCAAGCGCAAAAUCACCGCACCUAAAGGACGAGCCAUUCAUUGCGCCAUCAUCAUCUUCAUCUUCAGACACGGAUACGUCCAGAACAAGGCGAACCAUGUGUGUAUGGAGGAGAUCCUGAAAGACGUAAAGGUUCGAGUGAAGAAAAAUCACGGAAGUCGCCAGGCGCUACUGGGCCUCAUUCAUACUGAUGCUGAAAGCUCAGAGACUCACAAGUCUGUGACGCUGUUGGAGGAGACAUUGAGAUCUGUGUUCAUAAAACAUCCACAUGAUUCCAUAUGGACCGGGCAUUUUAUUCCUAAUGGAGUAGAAGGAAUAGAAAACAUCAAGAGGAAUGUCUGCAAAGCUGUGAAUGUGUCUCAGAGCCCAGAUAACAUCUUGAGUCGUAAGCGAAAUAUUUUCUGGCUGUUCUUACAGCGUUGGAUCAGAAGAGGACGUAGAGAACAUGCCGAAGUGACGACACAUGCUCAGGCACAGAAGGGUGAUCCGGAAAGCACAGAGGAAGGAAUUCCGUUACAGACGAACUCCGGCUCACAGUCCUGACAUCAGAUUUACUAACAGACUGAAAAUGACCCCAUGACCUGUGAAAUGAACAGACCUGUGAAAUUUCCCUGCUGCAUUUGAUUUAUUAACUAACAGGAAUGUUGAAGGACCAUUGGGAUAUGAAGUUUACUGAUAGGUGCUAAAUAAAAUCCCCAGACUUUAAAGACUUUGCAAACAUGUAUUUUUUUUGUCUUUGGUGACCACAAAAAGGAUGUCAUUCACCAAACAGUGCCUCUUUUAAAGUUCCAAAGGGAGUUAGUAAUUAGAGCUACAUUUUUACUAUAUGAAUUAUGUUAUACUGUAGUCAGGUAAUGUACACAAUAGUAAUAUAAAGAACACUCUAGGAGUCCAGUGAAUAGAUUAAUACAUUUUAAAAAUUGAAAGUUUAAUUAUUUAAUAACAUAUUGGACAAUAAAUGUCCUUUGUUUUUAUGUUUUAAUAUUUUUAUUAUUUCAAUUGUAGUUAUUUUAUGUAACAGUUUUAACAAUCAGUCUGUGAUUGGAAUUUAGUUUUCAUUUCAAUUGUUUUUAUUUGUUAUAUUUCAGUUUUAUUUUCCACAGUAUUAGUUUUGGAUUAAAAGUGUUUUGUGUUUUUGAACUUUUUUUGGGGGUUCCCUCCACAUUAAACUAGUAUUAACAUCACACAAAUAUGGUUAAAAAAAUUAGGUUAAAAAUAAAACGAAUUACUGUCUGAUUGAAUGUUUUGUUGUCACUGUUUUAAGUGUCGCAUAUUAUUUUAAUAUAUUUUGAUAGCUCUUUUUUCGGUAUUGUUAACUGCAAAAGUGGCUACGAGACAGCUUUUCAGAAAUCUGGGUCUGGACUAUUUAUGGGUGACUUGAGAAGCUACAGAAAUCCUCUGGUGGACGCCUGGAGAGUGAAAUUACAGCAGGAGGAGGACAAUGUGUAGGAAAAUGGGACUAACAAAGGAACUCUGUUGAAAUAAACAUUCUGGAGGCACAACCUGAAAUAACAAGCUAAAUUAUUGUGAGAACAUAAAAGGAGGAGCUUUGAAUAAUGAAUCCAGAAUUAGAAUUUUUCACAGGGGUCACUGGGUUUUAAACACUUCUAUGUCCCUGAAGGCAAAAAAUGGCAACCUGAUGAUAUCCACUGGUUCCACUGUGUUAAUGGAUGUCAUGUGUGAAUGUCGCUUUGUUUAGUGGUGAUGCUGCAAGAUAAUGCAUGCAUCACU
This is a messenger RNA of Hemibagrus wyckioides, 2223 nucleotides long. RefSeq lists its product as uncharacterized. Bases 175 to 1035 code for a protein of 286 amino acids. The transcript is spliced from 4 exons. Lineage: Eukaryota; Metazoa; Chordata; Actinopteri; Siluriformes; Bagridae. The record is from RefSeq and is a predicted model, not a curated record.